UCGUUCUAGCCAGCUUGUUUCGACAGAGAGAAACUCCGGUUGGUUUCGAUGCUCGGGCGCGCGGGGUCCGCCAAGAAGGCGAGCAAGUUCGAGGACUCGGACAGCAGCAGCCGCAUGUCACGACCCAGGGCCAUGUCUGAGCUGCCGCACCGGGCCGCGACUCGCGUGCCCACGCGCCCGAGGACGGCGACUGUGGCCGUGGGCGCCGUGGCGAGUGGCGGCGUGCGUCCCCGUGGUGUCGGCGUCGGCCGAGGGGCGGCGCCUCGCAGCCCACUGCACGAGAAGAAACCCGCAGGUGCGGUCGCUGGUGGUGGCGGUGGUGCAGGGCCGCGGGCGGCGGAGCUGGAGGCCAAGCUGGGGAAGGCGCACGACCAGCUUGCAGCGAUGCGGGAGCAGCUCGCGGCCGCCGAGAAGGCCAGGAAGGACGCGCGCGGCGCGUUCGCCGAGGCCAAGAAGCGGUUCGCCGCGAACGCGAAGAAGAGGGAAGCCGCCUCUUCGGUGCCGGCCGCACAGGAUACCAAUGUGCGGCCGCCAGAACAGAAGCAGCAGGAGGAGGAGGCAGAAGUUGUCGCAGAGGACGUUGUAAACGGCGACGGCGAGGAGACAAGUGGCAUGGUCGACCGCGAGAACAAUGAGUCCCGGGUUGAGGAGGUGGCCGAGAAGACGGCUGAUAAUGGCGAUGAGGCGAGCAACAGUAUUGCCGUCGUUGGAGACGACGAUGGUGGCGAUGAGGGGAACCUGGAGGCCGGCCAGCUGUGGACCAAGCUUGUGGCCAAAGACAGGGAGGUGUACGAGCUGAGGGCGAAGCUGAUGCUGAAGGACAUGGAGGUCGACGCGCAGAAAUUGGAGCUGACGGCGAAGGACGCGAACAUCGGCACGCUGGUGGCAGAGCUGGUCGCAAAGGACGCCUAGUU
This is a messenger RNA of Triticum aestivum (bread wheat), 914 nucleotides long. RefSeq lists its product as uncharacterized. The record is from RefSeq and is a predicted model, not a curated record. NCBI's taxonomy places the organism in Eukaryota, Viridiplantae, Streptophyta, Magnoliopsida, Poales, Poaceae. The transcript is spliced from 3 exons. Bases 49 to 912 code for a protein of 287 amino acids.